UAAAUGUACGAAGACGUAGAACGUUAGUUCCUCCGAGCCAGUAGGAACGGAUUCCACUGCCACCGCAAGGUGAUUGAGCACAGACCACCAAUAUUUUCCUCGGACCUGCCAAAUUUUUGGCCGCAACAUUUCCGCUCAAACAUUCAAGAACGAUUCGGUAAUACCUGGCCGUGACACCAGUGAGGCUCUGUUAAGAUGGUUGCUCCGGGUAUAACAGGUCGCACGCGACCUACAAAAGUUAAGAAGCGAGCGAAUGCGCAGAAGAGAAAGCGCGACGAUGUCGACGUCGAGAAGCUUGAAGAGGCCGUUGCGGAACUUGAUCCUAAAAACGGCUCUUACAGCGAAUUCACCGACCUCCCCCUCUCCGAGCCCACCAAAGAGGGCCUCCAGUCGUCCCAUUAUGCUGUCAUGACCGACAUCCAAGCAAAGGCUAUUCCGUUAGCACUCCAGGGCCACGACAUAUUGGGAGCUGCGAAGACGGGAAGCGGAAAGACACUGGCUUUCAUUGUGCCUGUGCUUGAGAAUCUUUACAGAUUACAGCAUGUUGGCGCAGACGCAGGCCUCGGCGCAUUGAUAAUUUCACCUACACGAGAGCUCGCCAUCCAGAUCUUUGACGUCCUUCGCAAGAUUGGCAGGCAUGGUCACAUGUUUGCAGCGGGUCUUGUCAUUGGAGGGAAGAGUUUAGAAGACGAGAGACAGGCUUUGAGCAGGAUGAACAUUCUCGUUGGAACACCGGGCAGAAUCCUCCAACAUAUGUCGGAAACAGUGGCAUUCAACACAGAUGAUCUAAAGAUGUUGGUCCUAGACGAGGCCGAUCGGACACUUGAUAUGGGGUUCCAAAGAGAUUUGGAUGCCAUCAUUGAAUAUCUCCCAAAGGAGCGGCAGACGUUGCUCUUUUCCGCAACUCAAUCGAAGAAAUUGUCAGACCUCGCCCGUUUGAGUCUCUCCGAGCCGGAAUACGUCUCUGUUCACGCCGAGGACAAAAGUGCGACACCCAAAACCCUACAACAAAAUUAUAUUGUCUGUCCAUUGGAGGAAAAGCUGGAUACCUUGUGGAGUUUUAUCCAGGCCAGCAAGAAAUCAAAAAUCGUCUGCUUUCUCUCAACGGCAAAGAUGGUCAAAUUUGUCUACGAGUCUUUCCGCCAUAUGCAACCCGGUAUUCCACUACUUCAUCUCUACGGACGCCAGAAACAAGGGUCGCGAUUGGAAGUUGUUUCGAAAUUCUCGGCUGCGAAAUAUUCUUGUCUUUUUGCUACGGAUGUGGCUGCACGUGGGCUUGACUUUCCCGCCGUCGACUUUGUAAUCCAAGUGGACUGUCCGGACGAUGCGGAUACCUAUAUUCAUCGAGUCGGUCGCACUGCUCGAUACAACCGCGAGGGUCGUGGAGUUCUAUUCUUGGCUCCCAAUGAAGAGGAGGGAAUGCUGAAGCGAUUGGAGGCCAAGAAGGUACCAGUAGAGCUUAUCAACGUGCGGCAAAAGAAGCGCAAGUCUAUCCAAGAGCAGCUCGUUCACAUGCUAUUCAAGGAUACAGAGCUUAAAUACCUAGCUCAGAAAGCCUUCAGUACUUAUGUCAAGUCUGUACAUGUGCAAAAAGACAAGGAGAUAUUUCAGUUAAAAGAGUAUGACCUUGAAGCUUUUGCUGCGAGCUUAGGCCUGCCUGGAGCACCAAGAAUCAAGUUCUUGCGGAAGGAUGAAGCUCACAAGAGACCGAAUGGCAAAGUUUCAGAUGCUGAGAUCGUGCCAUCGGAUGACAGUGAAGACGAAGAGGACGGACCCACUAAGAAGAAGGUGCGAACCAAGUACGACCGCAUGUUCGAGAAACAGAACCAGGAUGUCUUGGCAGACCAUCGCAGGAACAUGGUCAAAGACGAAGACGACUUACAUAAUUUCGGUGCGGCCGCCGCCGGUGGUGAUGAUGAUGACGAUUUCAUGGCAGUCAAACGCAGAAUACCUGCUGAGGAAGACGAAUCCGGGCUCGAGUCCGGAAGCGAAGAAGACGAUGAGCCUGCCGAAGCAGGUCGGAGGACUGUCAAGAUUGCCGGUGCAUCGCAGCCGAUUGUCAUCGACAGCAAUCGACGAGAGAAACUUCUCAAGUCUAAGAAGAAGCUCCUCAAGCUCAAAGACAAGGGCAAGAAACUUGUCUAUGAUGAUGAAGGGAAUCCCCACGAGAUUUAUGAACUUCAAGAUGAGGAGGACUUCAAAGCUAAGGGUCUACCAGAAGAGCAAAGGCAGCGCUUCAUGGAAGAAGCUAAACGUGUCGUUCAAGAAGCAGACGUGGACGAUAAGGCGGCGCUCAAGGCGAGGAAGAAGGAGAAACUGCGGAGAAGGAAAGAGAGGGAGAGGGCGGAGGCUCAGGGUCGUACGGACACGUCUAUGGAUCUUGAUGAGCAGGAAGAUGUACUUGCAAACUUCAGGGCAGAUAUGGGAUCCGACGAUGAUGAUGAUGAAACUGAUGGCAAGCCCGUACAGAAGGGGCCAAAGAAAUGGUUCCAGUCAGAUUCGGAGGAUGACGCUGCUGUGGGUGGUGGUAAGAGGGGAAAACAUGGAAAGAAGGGUGCACGACAUAUCCAGGAACCACAAACACUGGAAGAUCUCGAGCAACUCGCAGCCGGUUUACUUGGAUGAGUGCCAUGCAUAUAAUAAAGUUGCAGCUAGAUAUGCAGUAUGUACUGCAAGCCAAGAAAAUCAC
This is a messenger RNA of Aaosphaeria arxii CBS 175.79, 2689 nucleotides long. RefSeq names its product DEAD-domain-containing protein. The transcript has 2 exons. Bases 196 to 2625 code for a protein of 809 amino acids. Gene Ontology annotation, cellular component: nucleus. Gene Ontology annotation, molecular function: nucleic acid binding; RNA helicase activity; ATP binding. Gene Ontology annotation, biological process: rRNA processing. The record is from RefSeq and is a predicted model, not a curated record. Lineage: Eukaryota; Fungi; Ascomycota; Dothideomycetes; Pleosporales.